AUGUUCAAAAACAAAGAUGUAAAAGAAAACUUACCUCAGUAUGUAACUCAUGAUGAGCGAGAAAAAGCACUUACUACAUGUAUCAAGCUUUCACAGCAACUUGAGUUUCCAGAAGAAAUCGAAGCUUUGAGAAAUCGUCAACCACUUAAGAAAAGAAGUCGAAUACUGUCACUUACACCCUUUCUUGAUGAAAAAGAAGUACUCAGAGUUGGAGGAAGAUUGAAACAUGCAGAUUUAGAGUUCCUGAGCAAACAUCCUGUCAUUCUGUCUAAGAACAAUGUACUGCUACCACUUUUACUCGAUGACGCACACAAGAAGACAUUGCAUGGAGGCCCGCAACUUAUGACAAUAUACUUGAGAGGAAGAUACUGGCUGAUUGACGCAGGAAAUACUAUCAAGAAGUAUGUUAGAAACUGCUUUCCUUGCGCUAAACAAAAAGCGAAAACUGUAACUCAACUGAUGGGCGAUUUACCUGAAAUAAGAGUUAAGCCAUCAAGAGCAUUUCUUACUACAGGUGUAGAUUUCGCAGGUCCAGUCAACGUGCGCAUGAGCCCUGGACGAGGAACGAAAACGUUCAAAGCAUACAUAUGUAUUUUCAUCUGCAUGGUAACUAAAGCUAUACACAUAGAAUGUGUGAGUAACAUGACAAUGGAAGCGUUCAUGGCUGCAUUUCGAAGAUUUACAUCACGAAGAGGAUUCGUCAAAGAGAUGUGGAGCGACCACGGUACUAAUUUCAUUGCAUCGAGCAAAGAAAUACUAGAGACUUGGAGACUUGGCAAAUCAACGAUCCCAGUUGAACUAGCAGCCUUACUAGACACUGAAGGUACCAAGUGGAAGUUCAUCCCUCCUGGAUCACCAAAUCACGGGGAUUAUGGGAAGCGGGGGUGA
Molecule: messenger RNA, 888 nt
Organism: Leguminivora glycinivorella
Lineage: Eukaryota; Metazoa; Arthropoda; Insecta; Lepidoptera; Tortricidae
Exons: 1
Coding region: 1-888 (295 amino acids)
Molecular function (GO): nucleic acid binding
Source: RefSeq, a predicted model, not a curated record